AGGAAGCUUAAGAGAAUGAAGAAGUGACCAACUUCCAACUGACAACAACCUACCACCUCUCCUUCCCCAGAACAGAAGAAACCACAAUUUAUUGAUACUGACCUAAAUUCUGCGAUGGAAAAGAGAGAGAAAAUAUAUGCAAAUUUCCGCAUUUACGACGUCCACCAACCCAACAAACACAGGCAAAUUUCAAUUUCAUUUUUGUUCGCAACGCGGUUUGUUGCUCUUCAAUUUCAUCGCAUCGGUUACCAUUUCAUCAUCUCUACCGCGCUGAAGUGUUCCUUUCCUGAUUUCCCGCUUUAGUUCUGGUUUUUGCUUCUGCCUCCACAAUGUCGAGUUUGGAGGAGCCACUUGGUCUUGACAAGUUGCCAAGCAUGAGCACAAUUGACCGGCUACAAAGAUUUUCAUCUGGUGCCUGCCGACCAAUAGGAGAUGACAUGGGAAUGGGUAUCUGCUGGAUUCAAGGGGGGAGAAGCAGCUCAUCCAAUACUUGCAAGGAAUAUGAUGAGGAUGCUAGAGAGACGUUUCCGUGGAGAAGACAUAGGAAAGACACAUCCCAAAAUGGCUCCGUCAAUAGGAGGACAUCGAGCGCAGGCCUGGAAAAAAUAGUGUCUGGAAAUUUUUGUGAUUCACAUUGUUCUCCAGGUCAUGAAUACAAGACUAAGAGUAGUAGCAACAACAUACAGCAUACUACAAAUAAGUUUUUGAAAGAUAUACCAAAGUUUGUGAAGAUAGUAGAAGUUGGUCCAAGGGAUGGGCUUCAAAAUGAGAAGGGUAUGGUACCUACAUCUGUGAAGGUGGAAUUGAUCCAUAGACUAGUAUCUUCAGGAUUGCCUGUUGUUGAGGCUACCAGUUUUGUAUCACCUACACGGGUGCCUCAGUUAUCUGAUGCAGCCGAAGUGAUGGAAGCCGUUCGUAAUUUGGAAGGUGUUAGGUUGCCAGUUUUAACUCCUAAUUUGAAAGGGUUUGGAGCAGCUGUUGCGGCUGGAGCAAAGGAAGUGGCAGUCUUUGCAUCAGCCUCUGAAUCAUUUUCAAAAUCCAACAUCAAUUGUAGCAUUGAAGAAUGUCUUGAUCGUUACCGAGCUGUAACUUCUGCUGCAAAAGCGCUUGCAAUCCCUGUUCGAGGGUAUGUAUCAUGUGUAGUUGGUUGUCCAACAGAAGGAUCAAUUCCUCCAUCUAAGGUCGCUUAUGUAGCGAAGGAGCUUUAUGAGAUGGGUUGCUUUGAAAUUUCUCUUGGAGACACGAUCGGAGUUGCCACGCCCGGGACUGUUGUUCCCAUGCUUGAAGCUGUGAUGGCUGUCGUUCCGGUGGACAAGCUUGCAGUCCACUUCCAUGACACUUAUGGACAAUCACUUCCAAAUAUUCUAGUAUCCCUCCAAAUGGGGAUUAGCACAAUAGAUUCCUCUGUUGCAGGUCUGGGUGGAUGUCCAUAUGCAAAAGGAGCUUCCGGGAAUGUUGCAACUGAGGAUGUGGUGUACAUGCUCCACGGACUUGGCAUAAAAACCAAUGUGGAUUUGGCAAAGGUCAUGUCUGCUGGGAACUUCAUCAGCAACCAUUUGGGGCGGCCAUCGGGUUCGAAGACUUCCAUUGCCUUCAACCAACUUGCAGCCGAUGCUUCCAAGAUGUGACACAUCUUAUUACUCAUACAUUUACACCUUACAUUGAACGAAUAAUGAAGGGUUUCACUUCAGGAAGCUUUCUUAUAGUUUCUAUACUAUUUUAUCUGGCUGAAUAUGAUGCAGCCCAUAUCUCAAACAACAUAACUAUUGUCUGUCAUGAAGUAUAAAAAUUUAUGGAUGUGAGUCCUCCCAUGAUUUGGAGGUUAUUAUUUA
Cucurbita moschata (crookneck pumpkin) is the source of this 1832-nucleotide messenger RNA. RefSeq names its product hydroxymethylglutaryl-CoA lyase, mitochondrial. Gene Ontology annotation, molecular function: hydroxymethylglutaryl-CoA lyase activity. The coding region runs from base 330 to 1628 and encodes 432 amino acids. Gene Ontology annotation, biological process: L-leucine catabolic process; ketone body biosynthetic process. Gene Ontology annotation, cellular component: mitochondrion. The record is from RefSeq and is a predicted model, not a curated record. Lineage: Eukaryota; Viridiplantae; Streptophyta; Magnoliopsida; Cucurbitales; Cucurbitaceae. The transcript is spliced from 9 exons.